AUGCAUCGGAGCGGCAGUGCAGCCGGAAGUCCUCCGGUCCUCCUGGACCCGUUUCCCCUGCAGACGGUGUCUCUGAACGGGCCGCGAACCGUCCAGCACUACUACCAGAACAAGCUGAAGCUGGCCAUCAUCGGCCAGAGCCUGUUCGGACAGGAGGUCUACAGCAGCCUGCGGAAACAGGGCCACAAGGUGGUGGGCGUGUUCACCGUGCCCGACAAGGACGGCAAGGCCGACCCCCUGGCGGUGGCGGCGGAGAGAGACGGGACGCCGGUGUUCAAGUUCCCCGCGCUGGCGGGUGAAGGGGAAGCCCAUCCCGGAGGGUGGUGGAACGCCUACAAGGCGGUGGGCGCCGAUCUCAACGUCAUGCCCUUCUGCUCGCAGUUCAUCCCCAUGAGCGUGGUGGACCACCCGCGGCACGGCUCCAUCAUCUACCACCCCUCCAUCCUGCCGCUGCACCGCGGCGCCUCCGCCAUCAACUGGACCCUGAUCCAGGGCGAUAAGAAAGCCGGGUUCUCGGUGUUCUGGGCCGACGACGGUCUGGACACCGGGCCCAUCCUGCUGCAGCGGGAGUGUCCGGUGGAGCCCAACGACACGGUGGACACUCUGUACAACCGCUUCCUGUUCCCAGAGGGCAUCAAGGCCAUGGUGACGGCCGUGCAGCUCAUUGCGGACGGAACGGCUCCCAGAGUCCCCCAGACGGAGGAGGGAGCCAGCUACGAAGGCAUCCAGAAGAAGUCCAACGCCAAGGUAAACCUCGCCCAGCCCGCUGAGGCCAUCCACAACUGGAUCCGCGGCCACGACAAAGUCCCCGGUGCCUGGACCGUCAUCGAUGGACAGCCCGUCACCCUGUACGGCUCGUCCAUGCUGGGGGGGUCCGUCCCCGCCGGCCAGGCCCUGGAGCUGGAAGGGGCCUCUCAGCCCGGCCUGGUCACCAAGAGCGGCCUGGUCCUGUACGGCGCCGACGGCAAAGAGCUGUGACUCCUGGUGAAGAACCUGCAGUUUGAGGAUGGGAAGAUGAUCCCCGCCUCCAAGUUCUUCCGUCCGGGGAGAUCUCCAGCGUUGGAGCUGACCGACGAGGAGAAGAAGAUGGCGGAGGAGAUCCGGGCCAUCUGGAAGGGAAUCCUCAGCAACGUGCCGGCCAUCGAGGACGCCACGGACUUCUUCAAGUCGGGCGCCGCCUCCAUGGACGUGGUGAGGUGUGGUGAGGAGGUGAAGCAGAGGUGCGCCGGUGUCCAGCUGCAGAACGAGGACGUCUACAUGGCCGCCACCUUCCAGGACUUCGUCCAGAUGUUCGUCCGGAAACUGCGAGGGGAAGACCAGGAGGAGGAGCUGGUCGUGGACUACGCGACUAAAGAGGUGAACAACAUGACGGUGAAGAUGCCGCACCAGUGUUUCAUCAACGGCCAGUUCCAGGACGCGGAAAACGGGAAGUCCUACGACACCAUCAACCCCACCGACGGCUCGGUGAUCUGUAAGGUGUCCUUCGCCUCGGUGGGGGACGUGGAUCAGGCGGUGGCGGCAGCCAAAGAGGCGUACGAGAACGGGCCGUGGGGCCGGAUGAACCCCAGAGACAGAGGCAGCCUGCUGUACAGGCUGGCCGACCUGAUGGAGGAGCACCAGGAGGAGCUGGCCACCAUCGAGUCCAUCGACUCGGGCGCCGUUUACACACUGGCCCUCAAAACCCACGUGGGCAUGUCCAUCCAGACCUUCCGCUACUUCGCCGGCUGGUGCGACAAGAUCCAGGGCAAGACCAUCCCCAUCAACCAGGCCCGGCCCAACCGCAACCUGACCUUCACCAGGAAGGAGCCUCUGGGGGUGUGUGCCAUCGUCAUCCCCUGGAUACCGCUCAUGAUGCUGGCCUGGAAGAGCGCCGCCUGCCUGGCCGCCGGAAACACGCUGGUCCUGAAAACCGGCGCAGGUAACUGGAAACCCGCUGGGCUGUCACAUCCGCUGACGGCGCUGAAAUUCGCUGAGCUGUCGGUGAAAGCCGGCAUCCCGAAGGGAGUCAUCAACAUCCUGCCCAGCGCAGGCGGCAUGGUGGGGCAGCGGCUGUCCGACCACCCCGACAUCCGCAAGCUGGGCUUCACCGGCUCCACGCCCAUCGGCAAGCAGAUCAUGAAGAGCUGUGCGCUGAGCAACCUGAAGAAGGUCUCUCUGGAGCUGGGGGGGAAGUCGCCGCUCAUCAUCUUCAGCGACUGCGACAUGGACAAGGCCGUCCGCAUGGGAAUGAGCUCGGUGUUCUUCAACAAAGGGGAGAACUGCAUCGCCGCCGGGCGCCUCUUCGUGGAGGAGUCGAUACACGACGAGUACAUCAGCCGCGUGGUGGAGGAGAUCAGGAAGAUGAAGAUCGGAGACCCUCUGGACCGCUCCACCGACCACGGGCCGCAGAACCACAAGGCCCACCUGGAGAAGCUGCUGGAGUACUGCGAGGCGGGGCUGAAGGAGGGCGCCACGCUGGUGUGCGGGGGCCGGCAGGUGGACCGGCCCGGGUUCUUCAUGGAGCCGACCGUCUUCGCCGGCGUGGAGGACCACAUGUUCAUCGCCAAAGAGGAGUCCUUCGGCCCCGUCAUGGUGGUGUCCAAGUUCAAGGACGGCGACGUGGACGGCGUGCUGCAGAGGGCCAACGACACGGAGUACGGCCUGGCGUCCGGCGUCUUCACGCGCGACAUCAACAAGGCCAUGUACGUCAGCGAGCGGCUGGAGGCCGGCACCGUCUUCGUCAACACCUACAACAAGACCGACGUGGCGUCGCCGUUCGGCGGCUUCAAGCAGUCCGGCUUCGGCAAGGACCUCGGAGAGGACGCCCUCCAGGAGUACCUCAAGACCAAAGCGGUGACGGUGGAGUACUGAGACCCCGCCCCUCUGGAGUCCAGCUCAGAGUCCGGCUCAGACCUCCACCCGGUGUGUGUGUGUGUGUGUGUCACACGACGGACACACACCUCCAGGACGACUCCUCUGCUUCAACAGAUCCCAGACCUGGAGUCUCAGACUAAAACCCCGAACGCUGGUUUUGCGUCUUGCGCUAUCGUCAUUCCUGUCAACACCCCCCCCCCCCCCCCCCCCCCCCCCCCCCCCCCCCUCCCUCCCCCAAGCUGAAGCAAGCAGCAGCUCCGGGUUUCGGACCAUCGGCCGCUUCCCGCAGCAGGACGACCGGUCCGAACUGGUCUCGCAGAUCUCCAGCUCGCUUUGGAAAAGUCUGGACUUCAGUAGGAUUUGAACCGUCUCACGUCUUCAGAGCUUCAGAAGCUUCACUCUUUUAUAUGAAUUAAAAAAAAAAAAAAAAAAAAAAAAAAAUUCCUGCACUUGUGAUCAGAUCAGAGGCCGCCUCGCCGUAGAAUCACCCCACCGGACUGUUUUCACCGCUAGCAUUAAAAUCCAGACUGAGUGAUGAAGAAGGGAUUUUAAACCCAGAGUCUUAAAAACAUUUGUACUUUUUAGAUCGUUGUUCAAGAAAGAAACUGUGAGAUUUACUUAUUUAUGAUUUUUAGCUAUAAAGCCGAUUUAAUCGCUUCUGAACAAAUGUUCUUAAUAUAAAUCUUUAAAAUGAGCCCUGUGGGAACAGACUGGCUCAGCGCUGCCCCCUGCAGCACAGAGGAGGAACAGCUGGUUCACGUUAGUCUUAUUUUGAAGAGGUGCUGCUCUAAGAGGGUAUUUUAUUUUCCUGUACGGGGGCGGGUGAUUAAAGGGAUUCCUUCCUCCUGGUUCUGGUUUAUUCUGGAACAACGGGUCUCUGGAUCACGUCGCUUCUGUUCAUCUCAACAGUAUUGAUUUUAUUCACCCCACGAAUUCAGAGAAGUUUCCAAAUGUUGAAAAUUUUGUGGAAAAAAACUUCAAUGUGUCGACAAUUUUGCUUAAAGGUGCAUUGAGGAGUUUGCACGUUUAAGCGAAACAGCGCCCCCUGCAGGCCUUGGGCGUAAUGCAGCUUAGCAAAAAACUCGUCCCUGUGGCUCCUGUGCACGAAAGAGGG
Messenger RNA from Salarias fasciatus (jewelled blenny), 3967 nucleotides. It is a transcript of the gene aldh1l2, whose product is annotated as aldehyde dehydrogenase 1 family, member L2. The record is from RefSeq and is a predicted model, not a curated record. Gene Ontology annotation, biological process: biosynthetic process; 10-formyltetrahydrofolate catabolic process; one-carbon metabolic process. Gene Ontology annotation, cellular component: cytoplasm. Gene Ontology annotation, molecular function: oxidoreductase activity, acting on the aldehyde or oxo group of donors, NAD or NADP as acceptor; formyltetrahydrofolate dehydrogenase activity. Lineage: Eukaryota; Metazoa; Chordata; Actinopteri; Blenniiformes; Blenniidae.